Messenger RNA from Solanum lycopersicum (tomato), 3343 nucleotides. NCBI's taxonomy places the organism in Eukaryota, Viridiplantae, Streptophyta, Magnoliopsida, Solanales, Solanaceae. The record is from RefSeq and is a predicted model, not a curated record.
UUUAGAAAUGCAUCAUCUCUUUUAAUUAAACAAAUGAUAAAGGUAACUGCACUAAUAUGCCUUCAGAAAAAGAAAGAUAUGAAAAAGCAGACCAUAACAGUACUUUAGUCUAAUAAAUAACAAUGCAGAGAGAUUAUUAAAUCUUUUAGUUAUUCCAGCAAACAAAGAGAAAUGGCUUAUGCUGCUCUUUCUUCACUUAUCUAUACACUGAACCAACUCUUGAAACCUAAUCAAUCUUUGAUUUGUCGAUGUUGUACACAACAACAUCUCGAAUCACUCUGUCAAAAUCUUUCUGCUCUGCAAGAUUUCCUCGACAAUACUAUGACAAAGGAUAUUGGAACUCUUAAGGUUAUAGAAAAGAGGAUCAGAAAUGUAGUAUACAAAGCAGAAGAUAGAGUUGAUUUAAGUCUAAGAAGCAUCAUUCUAGCAGAUCACGAAGACAAACGGCAAAAGGCUUGUAGAUCCUUUUAUGAAGAAUUGUUGAAAGUGGAAGAACAAGUUUAUUUUCUCAAAAAAGAGGUGAUGAUGGUCGAGUUUAACAAGCAUGGAAGCAAAUCUGCAGAACUAGCAACAAAUCCUUCCACACUCGAAAAAAGUAAAUUUGAGGAAAAUAUUGUUGGGAUGGAGGAUGACUUCAACACCAUACUUGAUAGCCUCACUACCCAAACAGAUGAGUUAAUUGUCAUACCAAUUUUGGGAAUGGGCGGUAUAGGUAAGACAACUCUUGCCAGAAAAGUUUUUGGAGAUUCCUAUAUUCGUUCUCGAUUUGAUAAACAUGCAUGGGUCACUAUCUCCAAAGAAUACAAUCAGAGACAAAUGCUUCUUGAAGUUGUCUCUUCAGUUACUGGAAGCAAGCAAGAAAUGAGCGAUGAUCAACUAAUGGAGAUUGCGUAUAAAGGUCUGAAGGGUAGGAGAUUUCUAAUUGUCAUAGAUGAUAUUUGGAGUACAAAAGCUUGGGACCAAAUACAAAGAAUAUUUCCUAACGAUGACAAUAAAAGCCGAAUUCUAUUAACCACUCGGCUCAAGAAUAUUGCUGAUUAUGUCAGUUGUCCUGAUUUUCCUCCUCAUAGCAAGUCUUUUCUAAGUCUAGAUGAUAGUUGGAAUCUAUUCACUGAAAAAAUAUUCAAAAAAGAUCCAUGUCCUCCUCUACUUGUAAAAAUAGGGAAGCAUAUUGUUCAACAAUGUCAAGGAUUACCUCUCUCGGUUAUUGUUGUUGCUGGACUUUUAGGAAAAAUCGACCCAACGCAUAACAAUUGGAAGAUUGUUGAGGGAAAUCUGAAUUCAUUCUUUGGUACGGUAUCUGAACGGUGCCAAUCAAUUCUGUCUCUGAGCUAUAAUUACUUGCCCCAAUAUUUGAGGGCUUGUUUUCUUUAUGUUGGAGGUUUUUCUGAAGAUAUGGAGAUUGAUGUUUCCAAGUUGAUUAGGCUAUGGAUUGCUGAGCAAUUCGUAAAGGCAAGAAGAAGCAAUAAAAGGUUAGAAGUGGUUGCGGAGGAGUAUCUACAAGAGUUAAUUGAUAGAAGUCUAGUUUUGGUUGGUAAACAAAGGGCUAAUGGAAGGAUGAAAACUUGCAAAAUUCACGAUCUCCUUCGACAACUGUGCAUAAGAGAAGCUAAAACUGAAAAUGGUUUGAAUGUCAUGAAUGGAGAUGUCACCAGAGCCAUAUAUUAUAAUAUGCAGCAGAGCAGUCGUAUAACUCGCACCUUUAUUCCAACAUCAUCUUUUGGUUUAGUUUUUCCAAAAAGGAUUUUCUCCAUUGUUUCAGAGUUGAAGUUGCUUAAGGUGUUGGACGUAUUAUCAGUUGAAUGCGAUUUCUCUUGUGUAAUACCUCAUCUUGUACAUUUGAGAUAUGUUGCUGCAAGAAUCGAGAAAGCUCUUUCACUAGACAAAUUGAGAAAUCUACAGACCAUAAUUCUUCAAAGUCUUGAAGAGACGGAGCUGAAACACCCCUUAGAUAUUUGGAGAAUGUCAGAGAUAAGACAUGUAGAUAUUGGAUUGCCACUAUAUAUAUCUAAUCCUCUUGAUUCCGAAAAUCAUAGUAUUGGAGGACACCCUUUGUUUCUCAAUAACUUGCACACACUGUAUCUUCAUUAUUCUCCUUUUGUUCCGGAAAUCAUAACGAGAAGUCCCAAUCUAAAAGAGCUAAAGAUUUCAGAUAGAUCUGAGCAUCCUGUUUUUGAUUCUCUCAGUCUUCUAUAUGAUUUGGAGACACUACAUCUAGCAACCUUUGACCCGAUGAUUUUCUCCGGAGAUAUUUUCCCUCCUAAUCUAAAGAAAUUGAGAUUAUCAUACACUAGAUUACCAUGGGAAGUUGUGAAUUUGCUGGCUAAUUUACCUAAUCUUGAGGUGCUCAAAGGGAAUGAUGCAUUCAAGGGAACAAAUUGGAGAUUAAAUGAAGAUGUUGUGUUUCGCAAAUUAAAGCAUUUAAAAAUUGUAGCCGGAGAUCUGCAAAGGUGGGAAGUAGCUGGUAGUGAUAAUUUUCCGAUGCUUGAGCAACUAAUACUACAUCAGUUGCGUGAUCUGGAGGAGAUUCCGGUGAGUAUUGGAGAAAUAAUGACACUAAAAUUCAUCCAAAUAAACUGUUGUGGCUCUGGUGUAGACACUAGUGCAACGAAAAUUCAAGAAGAGCAACAAAGCUUAGGAAAUUAUGAGCUUCAACUUCGAAUUACUCCUAUGCCCGACUUAUCUCGAGCUACUGUGCCUGCUAAUUCGGACAGGUAACGAAUUAUAACCUUCAUUUUUUCUGAAAAUAAUCAUGAAUUUCCAUUGUUUAGCUUCAAAUUCUGUUUUGAGAUCGUUUGAAUUCAAACUACGAUGGUUUAGGCAUAAGAAGAGGUGUAGGUGUUCUAGUGAGAGGUUGGCUAUGGUCGGUGGGUUUAAGGAGAGGUAGAGGUACACCAAGAAAGUAUCAGGAAGAGGUGAUUAGACAGGACAUGUCAGAUCAUUAGUUUACCGAGGAUAUGUUCUUAGAUAGGAGGUUAGACUCGCUAUCCUGUGGAUAUGCUUGGUGGUAGUUUGGUACGGAGUACUUGUUUCUCUGUGGUAGUAAUAUUAUUCUCAUAGUUUCUUGUCCUACGAUUUUGGUUACUCCUCGUGUUUCAUGUGCUAUCUCUGCUUACAUUCAAAAUGUCUCCGUGAAAAUAGAAAUAUUGUAUAAUCCAGAGAAGCAAAACGGAUGAGGCUUGCUAAGCUGGACGCCCUCACAUUGCUUCCAACAUGACUUGAACCCUCGACCAAGAUAAUUGGUUAGACCGUGGAGGUGUUUUACCAACUGAGCAAGUCUCACUCGUUAUGUUUUAUAUGUAAAGUAUAAUGUUUAGUUGUAUAGUUUGUUCCUAUUUUUGAG